Molecule: messenger RNA, 1360 nt
Organism: Botrytis deweyae
Lineage: Eukaryota; Fungi; Ascomycota; Leotiomycetes; Helotiales; Sclerotiniaceae
Exons: 2
Coding region: 176-1360 (394 amino acids)
Biological process (GO): proteolysis
Molecular function (GO): aspartic-type endopeptidase activity
Source: RefSeq, a predicted model, not a curated record
ACACUAAGGGUAGAGUGUAGAUAUAUAUAUAUAUAUAUGUGUAUCAAUUGAUGGAAUAUCUUUUCCUUUCUUCUGAGAUAAAUUUUGGUUUUUCGGUUACUGAUUUUUGGGUUUCGAUUUCCGAUUUCUCUCUGUCUUCCUGUUUCUCCUCCUUUGGGGAAUUCCAUCACAUAUAAUGAAAACCUCAUCAUUGGCAAGCCUGAUGGCUUUAAAUACCAUCACGCAUGCACAGACGGAUGCAAUCUCAAUGCCAAUUCGUCUCUUGUAUGGACCGUUGAGUAAAGUCACUACACCGGUUAUGGUGGGAAGUGGCAAUGAAGAGAUUGGGCAGAGUAUCGAGGUUGUGGUUGAUUAUGGGAGUGCGGAUUUUUGGGUCUUCGGCCCAAACGCAACCGUAAACUAUGGAUCCCAAUACCUCGGAUUCACCGGUGCGUGCAACACCAGUCCUGCAUACUACUACCACCCCGACAACGUCACCCUCUCCAACUUCGCCGAAUCCUAUUCCUACGGUGGCAAUUCCAAAAUCCUCGACGCCACCCACUCCGUAAACGAUACGCUGUAUUUCUCGUCCAGCCCCGCUAUCCCUAACAUCGAAAUCGCGCUCGUAUCUUCCGGCGUCGUGCGUCAGUAUGUUGCCGACGGGGAGCCCUGUCCAGAGCUCUCCUACGACUACGGUAUCAUGGGUCUAUGUCCCUCGACCACCUACGACAACGGUCCCAAUCUCAAAACCAACCUCCUAAACCAAGGACGCAUUUCCGCAUCCGUGGCUUCGAUGUAUUUCUCGCCUCCGCCGGCCGAUGCAUCCAUCACCUCUAACUUCACCGGAACCCUCCUCCUGGGUGCGCUCCCCCCCGCGGAUUCCUACACCGGGGAACUCAUCCCCGUGCCUAUCACGACGCCAGCCGGCGGAAGCGGAUACUACAUUUCCCAACCCAUCAUCUCGCACGCGAACACCUCCAUCCCCACCGAUUACCCCACCGAGACAUGUCUCGUGGACUCGGGCUCCCUGGCUCUCACGCUCCCGUACGCAUACAACAACACUGCGUUUUUCGCCCGCACCGGCUUCCAGGAUUACGAAAAUAUCAUCGUCUACCCAUCGAACUGCGAAGAGAUCCCCCGCGAUCUCACGCUCGAUUUUGAGUUUGCCGGGACGGGAAAUGCGUCGGUGAGUGUGAGCGUGCCGUAUAGGUAUUUGGCGCGGGGAUCGUUGGGUCCGGGGGGCGUGACGCCAGAGGGAAUGUGUGUGAUGAGUGUGGCGACGGGGAGUGGGUGUACGUUUGGGGCCCCGUGGUUUCUGGGCGCGAGCGUGGGGGCGGAUGAUGGGGAGGGGGUGGUGUGGAUUGCGCAGGGGGUUUUGUAG